Messenger RNA from Hevea brasiliensis (rubber tree), 1726 nucleotides. RefSeq lists its product as uncharacterized. NCBI's taxonomy places the organism in Eukaryota, Viridiplantae, Streptophyta, Magnoliopsida, Malpighiales, Euphorbiaceae. Gene Ontology annotation, molecular function: histone binding. Gene Ontology annotation, cellular component: nucleoplasm. Gene Ontology annotation, biological process: DNA replication-dependent chromatin assembly; CENP-A containing chromatin assembly. The transcript is spliced from 6 exons. The record is from RefSeq and is a predicted model, not a curated record. Bases 1 to 1482 code for a protein of 493 amino acids.
AUGGCGGAAGACGAAGCUGUGAUAUCGGAAUCAUCAGUGACAAUGACUGAGCAAACCGUCGCCGAGGCCUCUAGGGCCGUGGAAACCCAAAUCUCUAACGAGGCCACCAUCGAGUCAAACGCGCAGGAAGGUGCUGACUCCACUUGCAAUAACAUCAGCAACAGCGGUGAAGAUUCUAUCCUUACUUCCAAUGGAGAUCAAGAGAAGUCACUAGGGUUCGCUGCUGAGUUGUCUGAGAGAGGAACCAAAGCUCUUAAGGAAAGUGAUUAUGGCGAGGCCGCCGAUUGCUUCAGCCGUGCCCUAGAAAUCAGUGUUUCACACUAUGGUGAACUUGCCCUUGAAUGCCUAAAUGCAUACUACCAAUAUGGACGUGCACUAUUGUGCAAAGCUCAAGAAGAAGCCGAUCCACUGGCUACAGUACCCAAGAAGGAUGGUGAAUUUAAACAAGACUCUGAUAAAGAUGGAUCUGUUAAAAAUGCCAUAAAUGGAGAAUCUUCUACUGCUUCCGUUUUGAGUAAUGUAGAAGAGGAUGGGAAGGAAGAGGAUGGGAAGGGCAAUUCAAAUCAUCAAGAAGGAGCAGCAGAUGAUGCAUCUGGUGACAAAGAUCAGGAAGAAGAUGGUGAGGAUAGUGAUGAUGAAGACUUGGCAGAAGCAGAUGAAGAUGAGUCUGACCUUGACUUGGCGUGGAAAAUGCUAGAUGUUGCCAGGGCAAUUGCUGAAAAACACUCAGGUGACACAAUGGAUAAAGUGGAUGUGCUAUCAGCAUUGGCAGAAGUUGCAUUGGAAAGAGAGGACAUUGAAACGUCUCUCAGUGACUACCAGAAAGCAUUGUCCAUUCUAGAACGGCUUGUUGAACCAGACAGUAGACAUAUAGCUGAACUAAAUUUCCGUAUAUGUUUGUGUUUGGAGAUUGGCUCUAAGCCUCAGGAAGCAAUGCCAUAUUGCCAGAAAGCUAUAUCAAUUUGCAAGUCAAGGCUGCAGCUGCUUGUGAAUGAAGUAAAGAGUUCCUCUGAAUCAGCAAUGUCAUCAGCUGUUUCUGAACUAGAUGAGGGUGUCCAGCAGUCAUCCAAUGACUUGCAGAGUGAUAAAGGUGUUAGAGAUAAAGAAUCAGAGAUUGAAACACUUACUGGGCUGUCUGGGGAGCUGGAAAAGAAGCUUGAAGAUCUUCAACAGUUGGCCCUGAACCCAAAAUCAAUUCUUUCUGAAAUCCUGGGAAUAGCAGCUGCCAAGGCAAGAAGUGGUGAGAAAAGUGCAGCUCCAGCUGUCAUAAAUUCUUCACAGAUGGCUACUGCUAACAGCAGUGGAGGUUUUGACUCUCCAACUGUUUCCACUGCUCACACAAAUGGGGCUGCGGUAACUGAUCUUGGCGUUGUGGGAAGAGGAGUCAAGCGAGUGUCGAUGAGUACAGGUUCAGCAGAAUCAAGCCCAAUGAAGAAACCAACAUUGGAUCCCUCACCAGACAAAGAUGGCAAUAACCAUUAGUGUUCCCAAAUCUGAAUGGUCCAUGCUUUGGUAUUUGUAGUCCAAACUAGCAAGUUUCAGCUUAUUCCUAUGUUACAAAGAUUUUAUCUGUUCUCGAUCGACCUCAUGCUGUUGUGUUUCGUUUCUCAAGUAAAAUCUUGUUAAGCCCCAAGCAGAAUAUAUUUUAUUAUGCUUGUUAUGGUGUGAAACGUAGCACCAUUGUAUGAUUAAAUGUGCUAAUUUCAUGUUUAUUCUAUUUUUAGUC